Messenger RNA from Ostertagia ostertagi, 459 nucleotides. Lineage: Eukaryota; Metazoa; Nematoda; Chromadorea; Rhabditida; Trichostrongylidae. The record is from the annotation of a GenBank genome assembly.
GGGAGUUCCGACGAUUUGCAAAAGCAACGACGACUACACGUCAUUUGAAUAUCGUGUUUUGCUAUGAAGGACCUCUAAGAAUAGAGGCAAGCAUCAAUGCUCAAAAUGACGGUUUGCUUAAGGAUAAGCCAAGAAAAACAACUCAGAAUGGUCCACGCUAUAUGAUUCCUGUGAUGUUCUUUAUUCACGCCUGCUUUCUGGCUCUAUUCGCCAUCACUGCCCUGAACUUGUGUGGUAAAAAAGAUAAAGCACCGAAGGGUAAACAACCACCUCCUGGUCCUAAGACUACCGACGAAGCGAAGACAGCGAAGCCAGAUACAGAGAAGAAGCCUGAGGAAAAGAAGGAAGCUGAUGUGAGAUCAGGAGAGGAAGAAGACAAGCCUAAAGAGGGAGAGAAACCUAAGGAGGGCGAGAAGCCUAAGGAGGGUGAGAAGCCUAAGGAAGGAGAAAAGGCGAAGU